Molecule: messenger RNA, 2142 nt
Organism: Rotaria socialis
Lineage: Eukaryota; Metazoa; Rotifera; Eurotatoria; Philodinida; Philodinidae
Source: the annotation of a GenBank genome assembly
AUGUCCUCUGUAAAUUACGGAAAUGAAGUUAUAACUUCAAAUGAUGAAACAACAAAUCCAUCGGGAGCUAUUAUUCAACAUCCAUAUCUUAAUCCAAAUACUAAUGUUGCUUAUGCUGCAGCUGCUGUAGCUGCAGCCGCGGCGUCAUCAGCAUCAAGUAUAGGUUCAUAUCAAAACUAUUACGAUCAUGCAUUGCCGACACAACAACUUUUACAUGCUCCACCAACGGCUGGUUUCUAUCCAACUGCAACAACAGUAUUAAAUCAUCCACAUCAUACAGAUUUUAAUAAUUCAUCACCAUCUGUUGCAUCAUCAUCGAGCUCAAUCGAAUCAGCACGUAAAACAACGAAUCGAAAACGAAAUACAAUUGAUUCAGAAAGACUACCAGGAAUAGCAUUAUCAACUAAAGCAAAUACAAAACGAAAACAGCCAAAUGAUGAUGAUCUUGAUGAUGAUGAUGACGAUGAUGACGAAGAAAAUAAAUGCUAUUUACGUGGUGUUUCAAUGCCAAACGUUUUAAUGCCUACGAAUCAUCCACAUGGUGGCGUAGGAGGUGGUGAGGAAGAUAAAGAAAAACAAGCACGCGAAAAUCAUUGUGAAAUUGAACGUCGUCGUCGUAUAAAAAUGGCAACUUAUUUUGCUGAACUAUGCGACAUGGUUCCAGCAUGUUCAAAUCUAGCACGUAAACCCGAUAAGUUGACAAUAUUACGUAUGGCUGCACAAUUUAUGAAAAAUUUACGAACAAAUAAUAAUUCAUUAACAUUAAAUUCCACACAAAUGUCUCAACAGCAACAAGUUGAUUUACAUAAACCAUCGUUUCUUAAUGAUCAAGAAUUAAAAUAUUUAAUGGUGGAAUCAUGCGAUGCAUUUUUAUUUGCAUUAAAUUGUGACAAUUUACGUGUUAUAUAUGUAAGCGAUGCUAUUCAACAUAUACUUUCUUAUACAUGCCAAGAUUGGUAUUCAAGAUAUUUCUAUGAUUUCGUUCAUCCUGAUGAUGUUGAAAAACUUCGUGAACAAUUAAAUUUGCAACCACAAGAUGGAAAUUCCAAUGUAAACGGUCGAGUUUUGGAUCUUAAAACAGGCACAAUUAAAAAAGAUGCACAUUCUACAGGUGCUCGAUCAGGCAAUUCAAAACGAUCAUUUAUAUGUCGACUUCGUGUUGGUUCAACAAAUCCAAUUGAUCAUACUCAUCAAAAUCCAUUUAUAAAUCCAUGUAUAUUACGUCGACGUCAUCGUACAUCAUUGGGCCCAUCAAUUGAUGGUCAGCUCUAUGAAGUAGUUCAUAUAAGUGGUUAUAUUCGAAAUUUAAAUAUUCAUCAUCAUCCAUCAGCACAUCAUGACAAUCCAUCGUCAUCUCCAUCAUCGAAUACCAAUGGUCAAAUGGCAUUUAUUGCAAUAGCUCGUAUACAAAAUUCAUGUUUACCAAAUGUCAAUGAUUUAACGAACGGUUCAGUAUCAUCAUUAAAUUCAUUAACAACAGAAUUUACAUGUCGCUGUAAUAGUGAUACAAGUGAAAUAUUAUUUAUUGAUCAACGUUGUACACCGAUUAUUGGCUACAAAAGUCAUGAUUUAUUACAUAAAGUACUCUACGAUCAAAUACAUAUAGAAGAUCAAAUGAAAUUUCAAGAUUUAUUUAAACGAACAGUUACACAAAAAAAUCUCGCAAAUACAUCAUCGAAUUUAACAAAUAUUAUCGUACGUUUUCGUACGAAUAUUGAUAAUGAAUAUGUUUCAUUGAAAGUGUCAACCUAUGCGUUUUGUAAUCCAUGUACAGAUGAUAUCGAAUUUAUAAUUGUCACAUUUUUAUCAAAUCAAACAACAAAUAAAACAUCGGUUAUUGCAAAUUCGAAUGAUUACAAUCGACUGCCCUAUGAUACAUAUACAAGAAAUCCAAGUGCAAUUGUGCCGAAUCCAAUAGCACGUUAUACACAACCAUCACCAUUGACAUAUAACAAUCAAGACGGACAAGAUUAUUCAACUAGCAAUGCCACUAACGAUGGACGAACGUAUGCAAGUAAUAAUGGUGGCUCAGCAUGGGCUUCAGCGAAUGAUAGUUGGUCAGCGGGUAAUCCAACAGUAGCCAAUACUGAUUAUGUUGAUACGCAAGCAACGCUCGCACUCUAUCAUCAAUAUCAUCAGUAA